Gadus macrocephalus (Pacific cod) is the source of this 2758-nucleotide messenger RNA. RefSeq names its product synaptotagmin-9-like. Gene Ontology annotation, biological process: regulation of dopamine secretion; regulation of calcium ion-dependent exocytosis; calcium-ion regulated exocytosis. The record is from RefSeq and is a predicted model, not a curated record. Gene Ontology annotation, molecular function: SNARE binding; phosphatidylserine binding; calcium-dependent phospholipid binding. Lineage: Eukaryota; Metazoa; Chordata; Actinopteri; Gadiformes; Gadidae. Gene Ontology annotation, cellular component: membrane; dense core granule.
AAGGCGUGCUUGAAAACCUGAGAUGAGCGUAAUCUGUGUCAGUCUCCCUUUUAAUGCGUGGUUUUCCCACGCUGGGUGGGAGACAACACUGGACUAGAAUAUGUUGGUUUUAUUGGUUAUUUUCAGGGUUGAGGUCACUAUUCGAAAAAUCGUUCCUCGAUAAAGAAAAAAAAUAUUCCCGAAUCAAAAUCGAUCCUCGAUUCAGUACAGAGGGGUGCUCAAUUCACCCGUGCUAUAUUCAGAUUGCAAACAUGGUAGAAACAAAGAAGCAAAACCUCUGAGAAUGACCACUCCCUAGUUUAAAUGGGACACUUUGGGUUAGGGUAGAGGGAGCGUUCGGGGGAGGGGGGAAUUAGGAAGGAUAACAGAGCAUCCCGUGUGUUCAUCUCAGUGAAUGAAGUAAUGGAGCGCAGUGAAAACCAUUGAGAUGCUCCUUUACGCCGCGGUUGUUGCAUCCGGGAUCACUUGUGCGCUCAGCAGCACCCGAGAGGGACGGACAGCGCCCACAGAGCAGGAGAGGAUGGCGUGGAAAGGAGUUCAGUUCAAUUGAACGAGAGAGUGAGCGAGAGUUGUGAGCCGAGUUGGCACUGUGGAUUGUGUAGUUUCGUUUUGUUCGUAUACACAACUAGUUUUUCCGAAGCGAUGCUCUACGAAAUGUUAGACAUCUUUCACACAAUUCAAAUCCGUAGAUGCUGUUUUUUUUCGAGCAUAUUUGGGAGAAUAUCGGCGUCUAGAAAUCUGACGAGAGAAGGAUAUUUCUGGUGGAAAUAAUAUUUUCUUUCCAAGGGGUGUUCCCUCAGCCAGUAGCCUAGGGUGACUUGGGUUAAGUGUUUGUGAGGCGUUGGGGGGAAGGGAUCAGUCGGAGUGCUCGACCCAAGUCAGAAGGAUGCUGGUGGGCAAUGCCUGCAGAAAGAGAGGAUGAGAUCUGUCGAGAAGCUCUGGAGCUGCUCUCCGACCUGUGCUCCAGAGGCGAGGUGCAGAACGACAACUGCCUGGACUUCAUCUACUACUUCAGAGACCUCGCUAGACCGCGGUACACCGACUCAGAUGUCUCCGUCAGCCUGCUGUCGCUGCUGGUCACCGCCUGUGGCCUGGCGCUGUUCAGCGUCUCGCUCUUCGUGUCCUGGAAGCUGUGCUGGGUGCCCUGGAGCUCACGCUUCCUGCCCAACGUCUUCAAGGGGGCUCACUUCCUGGGGGGGGACCAGCAGCCUGUGCUAACAGAGUCUAUCCGUCCCUUCCUCUAUUACUACAACCUACCACAUAUUCACCCUCAAGUGGAUGGAGAGGAGAGGGAGUACAGUGAGGAUGCGUGUGUCAAGCACAUGACGGGGCCACCGGCGGGCGUGGCCGUCCCCGAUUCAGCCAUGAAGAUCAGCCACACCUCGCCGGACAUCCCCCUGGAGGCCCAGAGCAAAGUGGAGAAGAACCACCUCCACACCAUCGCAAGAGACCGGGUCCAGAGACAGAUCACUGAGCCCACCUCGUCUGUCCGCCACCACUCCAUCAGGAGACAGAUGAACCUGUCCAACCCGGACUUCAACCCGGGGCAGUUCCAGCGCCAGGAGUCCCUCGGGCUGGGCCGGAUCAAACCGGAGCUCUACAAGCAGCGCUCGGUCGACGGGGAGGAGGGCCGGCGGGCCGACAGCUGCGGGCGUCUCCACUUUGUGCUGAAGUUCGACUGCGACCUGGAGCAGCUGAUCGUCAAGAUCCACAAGGCCGAGGACCUGCCCGCCAAGGACUUCUCGGGCACCUCUGACCCGUACGUCAAGAUCUACCUGCUGCCCGACCGCAUGACCAAGCACCAGACCAAGGUGCACCGCAAGACACUGCAGCCCGUGUUCGACGAGGUGUUCCUCUUCCCCGUCACGUACGCAGAGCUGCCGGGCCGCAAGCUGCACUUCAGCGUUUACGACUUUGACCGCUUCUCCCGCCACGAUCUGAUUGGCCAGGUGGUGGUGGACAGCUUCCUGGAUCUGCCCGACUUCCCCCGGGAGACCAGACUGUGCCGGGACAUACAGUACGUCACCUCGGAUAAUGUGGACUUGGGGGAGCUGAUGUUCUCGUUGUGCUAUCUCCCCACGGCGGGCAGACUCACCAUCACCAUGAUCAAAGCCAGGAACCUGAAAGCUAUGGAUAUCACCGGAGCUUCUGGUGUGUGUUUGUGUGUGUGUGUAUCUUUCGCUCUCCCCUCUCCCAAAAUAACACAAAUCACCAACAACCAAAGACAACAAGCAACGUGCAUGCUGGGUCCCAGGGGGGGAUAUACCACGUGCCCCCAUGUCCCUGUGUACUCCCUCACGGUGUCCCUCAUGUGCGAGGGUCGGAGGCUGAAGAAGCGGAAGACCUACAAGCGCAACACCCUGAACCCCGUGUACAACGAGGCCAUCGUGUUCGACGUGCCCCCCGAGAACAUCGACCAGAUCAGCCUGCUCAUCGCCGUCAUGGACUACGACAGGGUGGGCCAUAACGAGGUGAUCGGUGUGUGCAGAGUGGGUAAUGAGGCCGAAAGUCUGGGCCGAGACCACUGGGGUGAGAUGCUUUCGUACCCCCGCAAGCUCGCACACUGGCACCCCCUCGUAGAGUGGGUCGCCACCACCGGCGGUGGGAGUCAAGGAGGAUCCACCAACUCCCUGAAGGCACCCCCCUCACCUUGAAACACACACACACACACACACACACACACACACACACACACACACACACACACACACACACACACACACACACACACACACACACACACACACACACACACACA